This is a messenger RNA of Cyclopterus lumpus (lumpfish), 1462 nucleotides long. RefSeq names its product UDP-Gal:betaGlcNAc beta 1,4- galactosyltransferase, polypeptide 3 (gene b4galt3). Lineage: Eukaryota; Metazoa; Chordata; Actinopteri; Perciformes; Cyclopteridae. The transcript is spliced from 7 exons. Gene Ontology annotation, molecular function: glycosyltransferase activity. Bases 1 to 1431 code for a protein of 476 amino acids. The record is from RefSeq and is a predicted model, not a curated record. Gene Ontology annotation, biological process: carbohydrate metabolic process; galactosylceramide biosynthetic process.
AUGGCAUGUUACGGACGCUCUCUGGACUCCCCGUGUACACUAGCCUUGCUGGUGGGUUUCCAGUUCGCCUUUGUUCUCUAUUUCUCCCUUGGUGGCUUCAGAGGCCUGGUGUCUGUCCUGGUGCACACCACAGGUCCAGAGUUUGAUUAUUCUCGACCUCACGACGUCUAUACCAACCUUAGUCAUUUGGGAGUACCGCCUCCCCCGCCUCGCAACUCAGGCACUGGACCACCUCCCACAGGACCACCGCUGAGAGACUGCCAGAUCCCUUCCCCACUGCUCGUCGGACCCGUGUCUGUCCAUCUUUCCUCUCCUCUGUCCCUGGAGGAGAUCAGACAGAGGAACCCGUUAGUGUUGCCGGGCGGACACUACCGACCUCCUGAUUGUGAGCCCCGCCACCACACAGCGAUAGUGGUACCAUACCGGAACCGGCAGAUCCACCUCCGUGCCCUACUCUAUCACCUCCACCCCUUCCUGCAACGACAGCAGAUCCACUACAGCAUCUAUAUAGUACAGCAGUGGGGCAACAGCACUUUUAAUCGAGCCAAGCUGCUGAACGUUGGGGUGCGGGAGGCCCUCAGAGAUGAAGACUGGAGCUGCAUCUUCCUGCACGAUGUUGACCUGCUGCCUGAGAACGACCACAACACCUAUACUUGCCACAAACAGUUCCCGACACACCUGUCUGUGGCCAUGGACAAGUUCAGAUACAGGCUGCCAUACCCACAGUAUUUUGGUGGGGUGUCUGCAGUGACCCCAGACCAAUAUAUGAAGAUGAACGGCUUCCCUAACCAGUACUGGGGCUGGGGCGGAGAGGAUGAUGACAUUGCUGCUAGAGUACGUCUAUCUGGCAUGAAGAUCAUGCGCCCUCCAGUGGCCAUUGGUCAUUACAAAAUGAUCAAGCAUAAAGGAGACAGAGGCAAUGAACAAAACCCACGCAGAUUUGACCUUCUGAAAAGGACCAGACUCAACUGGCGCUCUGACGGCCUCAACUCUCUGACCUAUGAGCUCCUUUCCAGAGAGCUGGAGCCUCUCUACACAAACCUCACCGUUGACAUUGGUGAAGACCCCCGUGUGCCCCAGGGUAAAGCACCCAACCCCGUGAAAACAGCCACGCCUGUCCACCAACGUAGCACCAGCAAACUCGGGGGCGCAACCAAACAGGAGAAGAGGCAGGAGAGCAAAGGGGCGAACAUGACUGUGGCUAAGCCGGCAGCUGAAAAGACAGAACCUGCCCAGUUAAAGGCAGCAAAUCAGACAACACAUAGGAAAACAGAAAUCACAACUCGGAAGAAACCCAUCUGCUGCCAGCAGACCUGCAGCUUCAUCCAGUUUGUUCCCAAAAAAGCUGCUGCUGUCAGUCCACCCCACCCCACGGUGGGUUUGUGUUUCUGUGCCUUCUCUCUUUUAUGCGCAUUUUAUAGACUGGUAUAACUGCUUUUAGAUGCUGACCUGGGGUUAGUUU